AUGGCGACUGUUGAUCUGCCAACUCCCCCGGCUACUGCGCGGGCUUCCCCUAAGCCUGGUGUAGGUGCUAGCUCGACAUCCCCGGCCUCAGCUACCAUCCCCAAGCCCUAUGAAGUUCCAAAAAUCAAUAUUUUGAAUCGCUUUAUCGAUGAACCAAGAGAACUGAAUGUGGUAGUCAUCGGAGCUGGACUGGCAGGGAUUUUGGCCGGCAUAUUGUUGCCCAAGAAAGUCCCGGGGAUUAAACUCACCAUAUAUGAGAAGAAUGCAGAUGUUGCUGGAACGUGGUUUGAGAACAUUUAUCCUGGUUGGACCGAAGAGUUCGCCCAAGGCCCCGAGAUUCUCGAGUACUGGAAAGGGCUAUCAAGGAAAUAUGACUUGUACAAGUUCUUGAAGCUCUCUCAGAGGGUCGACGCGCUGGACUGGGAUCCGGCUACGUCUCAGUGGCUCAUCAAUGUCCACGAUCUAAAGUCAGAUACGUCGCGAGUUGAAAGGGCGGAUUUUGUCCUCACAGCUAUUGGAAGAUUCAAUGCCUGGAAACUUCCUAAUUACCCUGGCAUCAAUGAUUUCAAAGGUCUCCUACGACACACCUCCAACUGGGACCCGACAUUUGAUGUCACCGGCAAGAAAGUUGCUGUCAUCGGCAACGGAGCCAGUGGCAUCCAGCUCGUUGCCAACAUCCAGAAGCGAGUCAAGCAGCUGGAUCACUAUGCCAGAAACAAUACUUGGGUAGCAGCCUCUUUCGCUGGCCACGAGACGUCCAUUGAACCCAAGGUUAUCCCCAAGGAGCUCCGUGAGUCGUUCAAAGACCCGGAGGUGUAUCUCAAAUACCGCAAAGAGAUGGAGCAGACCUACUUCAGAGGCUUCCAGGGUUGGUUGAAGGGCUCUGAGAUCAACGACAAAGCAAAAGAGACUUUUACACAGCUUGCGAAGACGCGAUUGGCAAGCAAGCCGGAGUUGUUUGAAAAGAUCAUUCCCGAUUUUUCUCCUCACUGCCGUCGACUUACACCAGGACCGGGGUACUUUGAGGCUCUCUCACAACCCAAUGUUGAGUACAUCCAGACACAUAUCAAAAGAUUCACCGAGACGGGCAUCGAGACAGUAGAUGGACAGACUCGCGAUGUCGACGCCAUCUUCUGUGCCACAGGAGCCAACUCUGACAUGGCACCUCCUUUCCCCAUCCGCUCAGGAGGAUCUGAUUUGAGCUACGACUGGAGCCAUGGAGGCACAUACGGCUUCCCCUACGCUUACAUGGGAGUUGCCUCACCAGGCUUCCCGAAUCUGCUCUUCAUUCACGGUCCCAGCGCCUCGGGAAGAUCAGGCACAGUGCCGCACAACGUGGAGAACCAGAUUACCUUUUUCGCAAAGAUCCUUCGCAAGGUUAGUCGUGAAGGCAUCAAGAGCAUCACACCAUCCAGAAAGGCCACCGACGACUUUGUAGCCUACAACGACGCCUUCUUCGAGACCACGGUGCUCUCUGAAAACUGCAGCUCAUGGUAUAAUGGCGGCAUCCCAGGAGGCCGAAUCCAUGGCCUGUGGCCCGGCAGCGCCACGCACCUGACCGUUGUCCAAAAGGAUCCACGGUGGGAAGAUUGGGAAUACGAGUACCUCUCCGAUUCGGGCAACCGGUUUGCAUGGUAUUUCGGAAAUGGAAGCACUCGGGUCGAGGCCGAUCCACAGUCGGACAUCACUCCGUAUCUCACUGCCGGCGAGCCUGAUUUACGAAGCGUUCACGAGAACUGGUGGGUCAUACCGUAG
This is a messenger RNA of Trichoderma breve, 1755 nucleotides long. Its product is annotated as flavin-binding monooxygenase-like domain-containing protein. Bases 1 to 1755 code for a protein of 584 amino acids. Lineage: Eukaryota; Fungi; Ascomycota; Sordariomycetes; Hypocreales; Hypocreaceae. Gene Ontology annotation, molecular function: flavin adenine dinucleotide binding; NADP binding; N,N-dimethylaniline monooxygenase activity. The record is from RefSeq and is a predicted model, not a curated record. The transcript is spliced from 3 exons.